Messenger RNA from Alosa alosa (allis shad), 2066 nucleotides. RefSeq names its product indoleamine 2,3-dioxygenase 1 (gene ido1). The transcript has 11 exons. NCBI's taxonomy places the organism in Eukaryota, Metazoa, Chordata, Actinopteri, Clupeiformes, Clupeidae. Bases 79 to 1386 code for a protein of 435 amino acids. The record is from RefSeq and is a predicted model, not a curated record. Gene Ontology annotation, biological process: 'de novo' NAD+ biosynthetic process from L-tryptophan. Gene Ontology annotation, molecular function: heme binding; L-tryptophan 2,3-dioxygenase activity; indoleamine 2,3-dioxygenase activity. Gene Ontology annotation, cellular component: cytoplasm.
CUAAAUGCUACUGUAGCCUUCAGUUCUACAGGGUUUUGUGUUCAAAUUCUGUUUGUGGUCUUCAUUUUUUCCCACUUUAUGAACCUGUUGGUCACCCUGUGCAGCCGGAAGGUGGACAUGCCAGAAGGCAUGGAUGCAGAAAAUGCCAGUCUAUCACAGCCCUUCUCUCUUGAGCACUACCAUGUCUCAGAUGAGUUUGGAUUUGUGCUGCCGGAACCUCUGGAAGAUCUGCCACCAUACUAUCAACCUUGGAUGGAAAUAGCCAGGAAUGUGCCAGAGCUCAUUGGUUCCCAUUCACUACGUGCAUGCAUUCAGCAGAUGCCCCUUUUGGAGACGGACCCUCUGCAGGGCCACCGAGAGCUGCGAUUGGCUCAUCUGGCUCUAAGUGUUAUGACAAUGGGCUACGUGUGGCAGGAGGGCGAGAAUGAGACAGUAAGGGUGCUGCCACAUACCCUGGCUGUGCCUUACUGGUCUGUAUCACAAAAACUAGGGCUGCCUCCCAUCCUGACACAUGCUGACGCAGUCCUCGUCAACUGGAAAAAAACUGAUCCACAGGGAGAGUUCAAUAUGGAGAACCUGGAGCUGCUUUUUACUCUCCCUGGUGGAAAAAGUGUGCACGGGUUCUUCAUGGUCACGUUAUUAGUGGAGCUUGCUGCAGUUCCUGGAUUAAGGGCAAUUCCUCAAGUUAUCAAUGGCGUACAUCAAGAUAAUGUUACUAUGGUAACCAGGGCUCUGGAAUCCAUUAGUUUGGCCAUAGAUGGCAUGAAGGAGGCUCUCAAAUUGAUGCAUGUUUACGUGGAACCCUCAGUUUUCUAUGGCAUCAUGAGGAUAUACCUCUCAGGAUGGAAAGAUAACCCGUCGAUGCCAGAUGGGCUGGUGUAUGAGAGUGUGCAGGUGGAGCCCAUGGAGUACUCCGGAGGCAGCGCUGCCCAGAGCAGUCUGCUGCACUGCUUCGAUGAGCUGCUCGGGGUCAAACAUGAGGCCAGCAGUGGGGCCUUUCUGAAACGCAUGAGGUCACACUACAUGCCCCCAGCCCACGCACGCUUCAUCCAGGACAUCUCACUGUCCCGACCCUCCCUGCGGGACUUUGUGCUAGAGCGGGCCACUGAGCCUCUGACGGCUGCUUACGAGCACUGCGUGGCCCGGCUUGUGGCGCUGCGGAACUACCACAUCAACGUGGUUUCGCGUUUCAUCACCGUACCCGCUGCCCGUGCCAAGGAGCUACGUUUGCGGGGCGACGGUUCUGAGCAGGAGCAUCGCACCAUCACCCAUGCGCCCACCGCCCUGGAGGAAAGGGGCACAGGAGGCUCAGGCAUCAUGAGCUUCCUCAAGACCAUCCGGGACCAGACGCGGGCCAGCACCACCAGCAGAAGUGGCACAGCAUAGCCACGCGUCAGCUGUAGCCACACAGAAGACCGCAGCAGAGGCCUCGCUCGACAGCAAGCUGGCCUCUAAACUGUAUCUGUGAUCUGGAGUCAGUGGUCCAUAGUCAGGCAUGACAUAGCCUGAUGCUAACAAUUACAUGCCAUAAAGCAGACAUCUCAACCUGCAAAAAGUAAUUUCAGGGAGGUAUCACGAAGCAAAUAUAUAUAGCAGGAUAUAUAUAUAUAUAUAUGUAAGGGAUAAUGCCCAGAAAUAAAUGGACGACGCAGAGGCGUGAACUGUCCGACGCAAAGCGGAGGACAGUUGCUUCCGUGAAGUCCAUUUAUUUCUGAUAAUGGACGCAUCAAAGGGCAUUAUCCCGUUUAUACCAUGGUCACUUAUGAAAUAAAUAAAUAUGAAAUCAAUUAUUAAUACUAAAUGAGUUUUAGAGCUAAAAUCGUUAGUUUUUUCAGCUGUUUAUGGCAACGCUGUGGAAUGUUGAUAAGUUGAUUGUUGAUAAUGCUGCCUUGGUUACUAACUAGCGUUUGAGCCAGCACAGUGAUUUAGAACUGUCAUCAGGCAAUUCGAACGGAACGUCUUUUUAUAGGUGUAGUAGGGCCUAUAUCACUUUUUAAACGAUACCCUUUUCAACCUAGACCAUGGUAUAAAUACAUACAAAUAAUAAAAUAAAUAAAUACUAAAAA